AUGAAAUGUCGGCGCUUUUCGAGAUAUGUGCAUCGAUCCUGGGCUUCUGUGCGGGAGAAGGUAAGCAGAGGUGGUCGCCUGCUGGUCAUUGGCCGUUUUGCCUAUUUGCUGCACUUUAUUGGCUCAAUACUUCUCAUGACAAGCAGUAUUGUGAUCGAAGUGCUGGUCCCCAUCUAUCUGGUGACCAACCUACUCCAUCUGAUCUUCUGCACUGUCUUUGUAAUCGACUACGCAGUGAGCUGCGGCUUCUGCACCUUGGAAACCAUUCCCGUAUUCGUAACACUGAUUUUCAGCGUGUACUUCUGGCUGGUGGCAUACUCCUAUUGGCGACGCCUCCAAUGGGAGAACAAUCCCGAAAACGACGACUGAUGAUGAGGCCAUGAGGGUGAUCAGUAAUUCUGGAUCUUGAGUGUUUAUUUUGUAGCUUUGUGUUUGCUUUUUCAUGUGUACUUUUUUCGUUUUGGCCUUAAUUUCACACUAAUUUGUAAAUUUGCCUUUAAUGCCAAAGACAAAGAGGAAAACGAAAACGAAAACGAAAAGAGCAAAGUUCCGCAAAUUGUUUGUACAGAGAAAUAUUUCGUAUUCACUGCGGAGGCGAAGAAGAAGUAAAUGAAUUGAAGGCAAUCAGAAGCGGCGAGGGGAAAACUAUUUCUAUUGGUUUUCCUUCUCGGUGGAACCCAAUCACUUC
This is a messenger RNA of Drosophila eugracilis, 688 nucleotides long. RefSeq lists its product as uncharacterized. The transcript has 5 exons. Lineage: Eukaryota; Metazoa; Arthropoda; Insecta; Diptera; Drosophilidae. The record is from RefSeq and is a predicted model, not a curated record. The coding region runs from base 1 to 369 and encodes 122 amino acids.